This is a messenger RNA of Parathielavia appendiculata, 2389 nucleotides long. Its product is annotated as acetyl-CoA synthetase-like protein. Bases 135 to 2165 code for a protein of 676 amino acids. Gene Ontology annotation, molecular function: medium-chain fatty acid-CoA ligase activity. The record is from RefSeq and is a predicted model, not a curated record. Gene Ontology annotation, biological process: fatty acid metabolic process. The transcript has 4 exons. NCBI's taxonomy places the organism in Eukaryota, Fungi, Ascomycota, Sordariomycetes, Sordariales, Chaetomiaceae.
UUUCGUCCAUACCAUGCCACCGUAACUGUUCGUCUAAUUUGAGUUGUACGGUAUCAGAAGAGCACUUUAGGAGGGUUGGCAAGGGACGGCAACUCGGGUCCUGCAUCACGAUGCGCCUUCAGAACCAUGCCGCGAUGGGAGGCCUGUUCUCGGCGAACCUACGAAGUAGGGUCCUGAACAAGGGGGCUCGGAACUGCAAAACGCCAUGGCGACGCGACCAAGUCUCAAGCCCACGCGACGUGGCAGCGAGAGUGAUCAGCACUCUGACACGGAGCAUUUGCCAGGGGCCAGCAGAGCCACCGCUGCUCCCGCAUACUAUCCCGGAGCAUUUCAGCACUGUUGUUUCGAGUUUCGGUGACCGACCAGCAGUUGUCUGCCGUACUCCAACAGCAAGCCCAGACGCGUUAUCAACUCUGCCUGCCGAUGGAAUUCUCGCCGCCGUUGAGACGACGCUCAGUUACGAACAGCUCGACCUGGCGUCGAACGCCCUUGCUCAUUCCCUGCGGUCCCUGGGCGUCAAGAAGGGAGACCGCGUCGCUGUGAGCCUGGGCAGUACGGCCGAGUUUGCGGUCCUCACCUACGCCAUCUUCAAGCUCGGCGCUAUCCUCGUCCCCUUGAACCCCGGUUUCAACGCCAAUCAGAUCACAGCCGCCCUCAACCACCUGGCUGUUGAGUUGCUCGUCAUCGGGGCUGUUACUGAUCUACCCUACAAGCCCUGCCGCGGGCGGAGCAACUUGCCUCUUCUCCAGUCCAUGGUCCCAGAUCUCGAGUCUGGACGCAUUGAGGCGCCUGACAUUCCGACGCUCAAAACUGUCGUGCUAGUCGAUAACUCAGCGUCUCACCCGCUCAGCAGCUUCCCCCCUCUCGCCUCCCUCCGGUCUCUAACACCCUUUACCUCCCUUAUCCCAGGCCUUGCCACAAUCCGCCCUUCCUUCUCGGCCUACGCCGCCCGCCCCAUAACCCCCGACUCUCCUCUUUCUGCUUCAGAAACGAUAAAUAUCCAGUUUACAUCAGGAACCACGUCUCACCCGAAAGCAGCCAUGCUGACCCACACGGGCAUUCUGAACAACGGCGCCCUGAUCGCCCACCGAAUGGGCCUGGACCCGUCCGACCUCAUCGUGUGCCCGCCCCCGCUCUUCCACUGCUUCGGCUCCGUGCUCGGGUACAUGGCGACCGCGACAACCGGCGCAGCCAUCCUCUUCCCCUCGCCGGCCUUCGACCCCCUCGCCACGCUGCGCAUGUGCGCGGCGCACAGGGCCACGGGCCUGUACGGCGUCGCCACCAUGUUCGUCGCCAUGUUCGAGCUGCUACACCACCGCGCCGACCUCCUCCCUGCCGAGCAGGUCGCCGCGUUCCCCACGCACUUGCGCAAGGGAAUUGCGGCGGGGAGCUCGGUGCCCGAGUCGGUCAUGCGGAAGCUUUAUGCUACGUUUGGGUUGGAGGAUCUGGUCAUCUGCUACGGCAUGACCGAGACCAGUCCCGUCAGCUGCAUGACCUCGCCGGGAGAUCCGUUUGAGAAGCGGACGCGGUCGGUCGGCCGGGUGAUGCCGCAUACCAAGGUCAAGAUUGUGGAUCCUGUGAAUAGGAAUCGGGUGGUCCCGAUCGGGGAGAGGGGAGAACUUGCGACUGCCGGAUACCUGGUCAUGAAGGGAUAUUGGGGGGAUGAGGAGAGGACUGAGGAGGUAAGGAAACUUGAGAGCGACGACGAUGGGAACGAGGAGGUCUGGAUGUAUACCGGGGAUGAAGCCAGCAUGGAUAAGGACGGGUAUGUGGAGAUCACUGGGAGGAUCAAGGACCUGAUCAUCAGGGGCGGGGAGAACAUCCACCCGCUAGAGAUCGAAAACUGUCUGUUCCAGCAUCCUCUGGUGGCCGAGGUUAGUGUGGUCGGCGUGCCGGACGAGAAAUACGGUGAGAGCGUGGCAGCCUUUGUCAUUGUGCACGAAGGGGUUGUGGCCGAGGGGGAGGAAGCGACGACGGGAGGUGGUGGUAAGGGAGACGUGUUGACGAGAGAAAGCGUCAGGCAAUGGGUUCGGACGCAUCUCUCCAGUCACCUGGUGCCGAAGCAUGUGUGGUUCGUGAAAGAAUACCCCAAGACCGCCAGUGGCAAGAUCCAGAAGUUCAAGUUGAGGGACACGGCAAAGCAACUUGUUGGGGCCAGCCGGUAGGCAUGGAUUGGAUACCGUUAGGGGCAUAAAAAGCAGGCAUCAUAUCAUGACGGUUAUGGAACCUUAGAUGCGACCACCUUCCAAAAUCUGGGAAAGGCGGAAUGGAGAUGGUGCAUGGAAAUGCGAAUCAAGAUACCGGUCAGCCAUUAUAUCCAGAUGACCGGUGCCUUCGGGAAAAGCCCAAUAGAGCAGUUGAAGAUGUUAUUACUGCCGUUGACGAUGCG